Molecule: messenger RNA, 1957 nt
Organism: Lottia gigantea (owl limpet)
Lineage: Eukaryota; Metazoa; Mollusca; Gastropoda; Lottiidae
Exons: 3
Coding region: 56-1393 (445 amino acids)
Biological process (GO): microtubule cytoskeleton organization; mitotic cell cycle
Cellular component (GO): cytoplasm; microtubule
Molecular function (GO): GTP binding; GTPase activity; structural constituent of cytoskeleton
Source: RefSeq, a predicted model, not a curated record
AGCUUACCCCAUUUCAAGAAGACAAGUGUACAAAACGACCGUCAUUUCAUAAAAUAUGAGAGAAAUUGUUCAUAUGCAAACUGGCCAAUGUGGCAAUCAAAUUGGAGCUAAGUUCUGGGAAGUGAUCUCUGAUGAACAUGGUAUUGACCCAACUGGAACUUACCACGGUGAUUCUGAUCUUCAAUUGGAGAGAAUCAAUGUUUACUAUAAUGAAGCCACCGGUGGAAAAUAUGUACCCAGAGCUGUUCUCGUCGACUUGGAACCUGGUACCAUGGAUUCUGUACGAUCAGGACCAUUUGGGCAGAUUUUCAGACCAGAUAAUUUUGUCUUUGGACAAUCUGGCGCAGGUAAUAACUGGGCUAAAGGCCAUUAUACAGAAGGGGCUGAAUUAGUUGAUUCCGUCCUUGAUGUAGUCCGAAAAGAAGCGGAGAGCUGUGAUUGUCUACAAGGAUUCCAGUUGACCCAUUCUCUGGGUGGUGGAACUGGUUCUGGUAUGGGAACUCUACUCAUCAGUAAAAUCCGUGAAGAAUAUCCAGAUAGGAUUAUGAACACCUUCUCUGUUUGUCCUUCACCGAAGGUAUCUGACACAGUUGUAGAACCAUACAACGCCACCCUUUCAGUUCAUCAACUGGUGGAAAAUACAGACGAGACUUUUUGUAUUGAUAACGAAGCGCUUUAUGAUAUAUGCUUCCGAACCUUAAAGCUAACCACACCUACUUACGGUGACCUGAAUCAUUUGGUAUCCGCCACCAUGUCUGGAGUGACCACCUGUCUCCGAUUUCCUGGUCAACUGAAUGCAGAUCUCCGAAAACUAGCCGUCAAUAUGGUACCAUUUCCACGUCUUCAUUUCUUUAUGCCUGGUUUUGCUCCUCUCACCUCUCGAGGUUCACAACAAUACCGAGCUCUCACAGUACCAGAGCUCACCCAACAAAUGUUCGAUGCCAAGAACAUGAUGGCUGCCUGUGAUCCUCGUCAUGGUCGUUAUCUGACAGUAGCAGCUAUGUUCAGAGGUCGUAUGUCCAUGAAGGAGGUAGAUGAACAGAUGUUGAACAUUCAGAAUAAGAACAGUAGCUACUUUGUUGAAUGGAUCCCAAGCAACGUGAAAUUAGCGGUUUGUGACAUUCCACCAAGGGGACUUAAGAUGUCAGCAACGUUCAUAGGAAACAGCACCGCGAUUCAAGAACUAUUCAAACGCAUUUCCGAACAGUUCACUGCUAUGUUCAGACGAAAGGCUUUCCUCCAUUGGUAUACUGGAGAAGGUAUGGAUGAGAUGGAAUUUACUGAAGCUGAAUCAAAUAUGAAUGAUCUGAUAUCUGAAUAUCAACAGUAUCAGGAUGCUACAGCUGAAGAGGAAGGCGAAUUUGAAGAGGACGCCGAGGAAGAGGAAGCUUAAAACCAUUAUUCUGUUAUAUUUACGCAAAUCGUUCUUUUCAAUUUACGUUCAUUUUUCGUUAUUUAAAAAUAUAUUUGUUGCACACCCCGAGCCGAUUCAAUAUGUACGAAUAGUCUAUUUUGAUUUAGAUAGAUUAAAUAGUAAUAGAAACUAUACGAGUCUGGCAUAUUAUUGCUUUCUUUAUUAUUUAAACUACCUAAAAAAUACAAUGGACUGACAGUGUUAAUGACAAAUAUAUGCUUUAAAAUGCGCAUAUAAGAGAAGUGUACUGGGCCAGUACAUUUGGGAGAAUCAAACCCUUCCUUCACCGAAAUCAAAUUUAAAUUUGAUAAUCAUGUUCGUGUCUUGAAAUUCCCCGAAUGUGCACAAUUAGUAUAGAUCGUUAAAAUCAACGCAUACUAUGCUAAAUAUUAAUAAAAUAUGUUAAUUUCAAACUGGUGUCAUUUUAUUCUCUAACGAAUUUUUGUAGGUGGAUUGAGAUUAUUAUAGUCAAUCUGAUUAAAUACACAUCUUUUUGUCUUAUAUAAAUAUUAUUUUAUAUAAUACACAAUAAAAGGUGAAUGG